AUGUUGAGAUUGCUCAUGGUAAACGUACGAAACCUGACCGCGUAUACAACGCUGGUCUACAUAACGGCCGUUGCGUUCACCGUAAUAAUCAUGUCCGUACUGGUGAUCAACAAUCUAGAUAUUAAUUUCAUACACAGAUACUAUUCACAGGCCGUAUUGAACUUCCAGUUGGCCGUCGAUAACAGGCCAGAGUCGACAACAGUGACCAUCGACUACCAGUUCAUUGUCGACCACAACUCCGAGACCAGUAAAGCCAAACACAUUGGCAGCCAAUGGCCGCCAGACCUUAAGGCCAAAGUGGCCGCUAAAGUGCCAGAAAGGCUAUGGUUUCUGCCGAACGGCACGGGGAGGUUGACGGCUCCCGAGGCCGCCCGACUGGCCCUCUGGCCCGAAGAAAGUCCGACCCCCGGCUACGAUCGCAUUGUCAAUCAGUUACUAUACGUGCCGUUGACUUAUAACCGGAGUCAGUCCAACGAUCGCCAUAAGACCAUAUACUUGCACAUUAUGGACAACGAGUGGCCCCUGGCGUUGGGUCGCAAGGAGUUUCUCCGCUGUCCGGUCAGCACAUGUCAAUUGGUGCCCAGAAGUCACGCCCCGAAAGCCGAUAUGAUUUUCUUUAAGAGUCGGUACGGGUUUGCGGACUUCGCUGAGAAUCGUAAGCCCAGCCAAAUAUGGGCCAAAUUUGAGUUGGAAAGUCCCGGCAAUAUACAACUUCUGGGGCCCGACAAUCAGAUCAAUUGGACGGUAACCUACCGGCACGACUCGGAAGUGGCCACACCUUAUUACAAGUACUUUGAGUACCCGCCUCACGAGCGAUCGGCAACUAAUACGGCCAUGGUCAAUUACGCGCUCAACAAAACCAAAAAGGUGAUCUGGUUUGUGUCCAACUGUUACGCCAAUAACAAGCGACUCGAAUACGCCAAAGAGUUGGCCAAACAUAUCCAGGUAGACAUCUAUGGUCGUUGCGGAUCACUUGAAUGCAAAAAAUCAGACAACGAUUUGUGUCAACAAAUGCUGGACAAAGACUAUAAGUUUUAUCUAUCGUUUGAAAACUCCAAUUGCAUCGACUAUAUCACUGAGAAGUUCUGGGCCAAUGGAUUAAUGCACAAUAUAGUGCCGAUAGCGAUGGGCGCCCACCCGUCCACCUAUAAACUGUUGGCACCGCCGCACUCAUACAUACACGUCGACGACUAUGACUCGCCGGCAGAGUUGGCCCGAUAUCUGCACCGACUCGACGCCGACGACCGGCUUUACAACCAGUACUUCGCGUGGAAAGGGAGGGGAGAAAUACGCGGUAUACACAUGUGGUGCCGCCUCUGCGCCCUAUUACACGCCCCCCGUAGCGAACGCUACUAUACAAGUCUCCAGAGGUGGUGGUCCACCAAGGACACUUGCGUCCCAAUCACCUGGACCAAUAUACUUCUUCUUCUUGGGCUCAGACACCACAUCCACCACCUCUUCGUCGGCCACCACUUCGACCGCUUCCUGAGCCACAGCCUCUUCAGCCACAGCGGGCGCCGACUUCUUCACACGUUUCUCCGUUUCCUUUACUUUCGGCGCCUUUUUGUUGUCCUUUUUGGCGGUCUUUGGCGCCGCUUUGGCCGCGGGUUUGGGCUUAGACUCGACCACUGGCUCGGGCUCUGCCUCCUCGACGGCUACCUCGGGUUCCUCCUCGACGACCACCUCUUCCUCCUCGGGCUCUACGAUCUCGACAUUGCGCUCAACCCUAACCUUCUCCUCGACCACCGCCUCCACCGACUGUUCCUCUACUACCGACGCCUCCUCGGCCUGUCGUCGGCCCCUCUUUCUGGUCUCCUGUUGUGUAAUGAAAUAUUAUUUGUAUAA
Medioppia subpectinata is the source of this 1845-nucleotide messenger RNA. The record is from the annotation of a GenBank genome assembly. Lineage: Eukaryota; Metazoa; Arthropoda; Arachnida; Sarcoptiformes; Oppiidae.